Triplophysa rosa is the source of this 4810-nucleotide messenger RNA. RefSeq names its product integrin, alpha 2 (CD49B, alpha 2 subunit of VLA-2 receptor), tandem duplicate 2 (gene itga2.2). Gene Ontology annotation, molecular function: integrin binding. Gene Ontology annotation, cellular component: external side of plasma membrane; integrin complex. Lineage: Eukaryota; Metazoa; Chordata; Actinopteri; Cypriniformes; Nemacheilidae. The transcript has 30 exons. Bases 210 to 3788 code for a protein of 1192 amino acids. Gene Ontology annotation, biological process: cell-matrix adhesion; cell adhesion mediated by integrin; cell-cell adhesion. The record is from RefSeq and is a predicted model, not a curated record.
UAUGGGAACUCACAGUUCAAUGACUGUUCAAUCUCUUUGUAAAAAUCGUGUGAAUGGCUAGUGUCGUGAUUAUCCAAGCCCUGGAGGGAGAUUAGAUUCUUUCAAUCUUAUUUUUAGUUUUAGUUUAUCUGUGGUAGCCUACAUUCGCUUCUCCGCAGUCUGUUACACGCGCACGUCACGCGCGCGCGAACGCACUCACGCUGGACUGCAUGCGGAGACACUGGAUGCUGGAUAAUAUUAUGGAUUUUGUCAUGAAAUAUCUGGUGUUACUUCUCUUUUUGUAUUGUAGCAUUGAUAUCUCUCAGGGUUUUAAUGUGGGUACAUCUGGAGCCAAGAUCUUCUCAGGGGUGUCGUCAGAACAGUUUGGUUACACUUUGCAACAGUUCAGCAACAGUCAAGGAAAAUGGCUCCUGGUGGGUUCUCCGUGGAAGGGAUACACACAGAACCGAAAGGGAGACAUCUCUAAGUGUGACCUCACAAACCCUGGAACCAGCUGUCAGACGCUUAAUCUUCAAAAUUCUGUCAACCUGCCAACCGUCUCCAAUGGCAACAACAUCAACAUGAGUCUAGGACUAACUCUCACGCGUACAACAAAAAAUGGUGGAUUUAUGACAUGUGGUCCUCUGUGGGCACAGCUCUGUGGUAGUCUGUACUUCUACCCAGGAGUAUGUGCGGAGGUGAACCCACAGUUUUCUCUCCAGUCAGCGUUCUCACCGGCCAUUCAAAAGUGUGGAAGCCUUAUGGAUAUUGCCAUUGUUUUGGACGGAUCUAACAGCAUAUACCCGUGGGAACCAAUCGUUGAUUUCCUCAAGAAACUGCUGGGAAGCUUAGAUAUUGGACCUCAGAGCACUCAGGUCAGUGUCAUGCAGUACGGUGUUGAUGCCGCGUUCGACUUCUAUUUGAAUUCCUAUCAGACAAACGAGGCCAUGAUUCGAGCUGCUUCAGGUAUUCAGCAGAAGGAAGGAAUACUCACGAAUACGUUCCAAGCCAUUGAUUUUGCCAGAAAUAAUGCAUUCUUACCCCAAAACGGAGGUCGACCUGGUGCCACAAAAGUGAUGGUAGUGGUCACUGAUGGAGAGUCUUCUGAUAGAAACCUGAGGGACACUGUGAUUCAAGCAUGUGACAGGCAAAAUAUCACUCGCUUUGGCAUUGCGAUGCUGGGAUAUUACACAAGGAAUAAGAUUGAAACAAGUAAACUCAUAGCUGAGAUUAAGUCAAUAGCCAGUUCUCCAAUUGAGAAGUACUUCUUUGAUGUGUCUGAGGAGGCAGCCCUUAUAGAAAUUGUUGGAACUCUUGGAGAUCGAAUCUUCAACAUUGAAGGUGUUGGAAAGGCUGUUGGGGGUUUCUCAAUGGAAAUGUCCCAAGUGGGUUUCAGUGCACAUCAGACCAAAAAUAAGGAUGUGGUCUUACUGGGUGCAGUUGGAGCGUAUGAAUGGAUCGGCACCGUUGUUCACCAAACUGCUCAGAGAUCAGACGUUUUACCCAGAAAUGCUUUCGAGGAGGUGCUGGAGGACAAAAAACAUGGUUCAUUACUUGGUUACUCUGUCAGCGCUCUAACAGACGGAUCUUCUGAGUUUUAUGUGGCUGGUGCUCCUCGUGCUGUCCAUAAAGGACAAGUUGUAGUUUACACCAUCGACAGCAAGAAACAGCCGGUCAUCAUAGAUUCACAGAGAGGAGAGCAGAUCGGGUCUUAUUUCGGCAGUGUUCUCUGUCCUGUUGAUGUGGAUGCUGAUGGUGUGACUGAUGUGCUGCUGGUUGGAGCUCCAAUGUACAUGAGUGAAGAGAAGUUUGAAACAGGAAGAGUUCACAUCUUCUCUAUUACUAAGGGUAUUUUAAGUAACCAGGGUUUCUUGGAAAGCUCCCAAAAGAACGCUCGGUUUGGAAUGGCCAUCACUGCUGUCCCAGAUCUGAACCUGGAUGGUUUCAGUGAUGUGGUGGUUGGUGCUCCUUUGGAAGGCAAUGAUCAAGGAGCCAUUUACAUCUACUAUGGAAAUCGAAAAACCAUCAGAAAGCAAAGCUCGCAGAAAAUUCUUGGAUCCAAAGUGGACCGAACAUUGAGGUUCUUCGGACGUGCUCUAGAUGGCAGUACAGAUAUGAACGGUGACUCGGUCCCAGAUGUCGCUGUGGGGGGUGUUGGGAAGGUGGUCCAGCUCUGGAGCAGAGGAAUCGCGGUGGUCACGGCAAAGAGUUCCUUCACUCCUGAUAAGAUCAGUGUUUUGAGUAAACCCUGUCGAUAUGCCGGCAGGCAGGUGUCCUGCUUUAAGGCUAAAGUCUGUUUCAGCGCAGCGUUCAGGCCGAUAAAACCACAGGCUGUGGAUAUCAGGUACAAUCUGACACUGGAUGCUGAUCUACAGUCGUCUCGUGUGAGCUCAAGAGGUCAUUUCAGUAACUCGGAUCGAGUCGUGCAGAAGGACAUCAGCGUCACUGUGCAGGACACGUGUGAGGAUCAUGAAGUCUUCGUGCAGGAGAGCCCUGAUCUUGUCAACUCAAUCGCUCUGCGUGUGGAUGUAGUUCUGGGCUAUCCGGACGCAGACCCCGUUCUAGACGCCUUUAGCCCGUCUGCAUGGGAGUUUUUUAUCCCGUUCUCAAAGGACUGCGGGCAGGAUGACAUAUGCUUCAGUGAUUUAAUGCUGAGUGUGGAGAGUGAAGAUAAACUUGGCAAAACUCCACUAGUGGUCAGCCACAACAAGAAAAGAUUGUCUUUCACUGUGACGGUAAUGAACAGAAAGGAAAACGCCUACAACGCAAGAGUAUCUGCCAGUUACUCCAGUAACCUGUUCUACGCUACUGUUACACCUGUAACCGAUGGGUCAGAGGUAAAGUGCACUUUGAUGAAAGAAUCAGACACACUUGUUUGCCAAGUGAGUUAUCCAGCCCUGAGAACAGAUCAAUCGGUUUCAUUUGCGAUAGGCUUCGACUUUAACCUGAAUCAGCUACAGAAAGCUGCUGAAGUUGUCUUUGAGGCCGUAAGUGACAGCACAGAAGAAACUCCUGCUGAUAACAAGAUCUCUGUCUCUGUUCCUGUCCAAUACAACUCCGAGAUCAUCCUCAGCAGAGAAGCAAACAUAAAUGUUUAUUUACUUGAAAAAGAGGAAGAAACCUCAACCACAAUAAACUCCUACAGGGACAUUGGUCCAGAUUUUAAUUUUAAUCUGAAGGUUUCUACAGGAACCCUCGCAGUCAGCCCGGUGUACCUCGCCGUCUCACUGCCCAUCAGCACUAAAGCUGGAAAUCCUCUUCUGUAUGUCACCUCGGUUAAAACUUCACCCCCUGAAAAGAUACACUGUGCGGACAACCAUCUGAUUGACCCAUUUAAGAUCAACCAAAAGCCUUAUACUGCCAGCAUAACCGAGGAGAGCUUUAGAGGAACAAAGGAUCUGAACUGCAAAACGGCUUCAUGUCAGGCAAUGCAAUGUGUCCUGAAGGAUCUGGAGGAGAAGAGCGAUUAUUACGUCAAUGUCACCACCAAAAUAUGGAACGGCACUUUUGCAAAGGCUGAUUUUCUGUCCGUCUUACUUACCGUGGGAGCUGAGAUAAAGACAUCUCAAUCUGACUUACUGUUCAUUGAACAGAAGCAUCUGGAGGUUGAUGUGACAGUAAGCAAACCCGGAGCUAAAGGAGACGUUCCAGUUGGCGUCAUCGUAGGGAGCGUUAUCGGCGGACUGUUAUUAUUGGCUCUUGCUGUCGCAUUGCUGUGGAAGCUUGACUUCUUCAAGAGGAAGUAUCAACCACUGAUGAAGAACGCGGAGAACGGAGCAGAGGAUCAGGAACUGGAGGAGAACCUUUAGUGAAUUCAGUUCACUCCAUCAAUGAGGUCUAUGUGAGGCUGACACAAGAAUUAGUUCACACCAGUUGUCAUUCACAUGUAUGGCACUUCAAUCACGUUUAUCUUGUAUGUGCUUGAACGGUGUAUCUUUCACAUUGGACCUGAAGCCGCCUGUCUACUGUAUUAUGAUGUUCACAUGUAACUGGAGCGGAUACUGUUUGGUAAAUCCUUACCACCUCAGUCUAUUUGUAGGUCACCAUUGACUUUUAGCAAUUGUAAAUAAUAACCAGAGGCAUUGAGCCUCUGUCAUAUUGUCAUAUGCUGGCAUACGAGGAAUUCAAACUGACCUCGCUAGUGUAGAAACCCACUUAUCUCAACACAUUUGAUCAUUUAUUUUAGAUACCAAAUAAACGAUCAAAUGUAUCAAACUAAGCUACGUUUCCUAACGCAAUAUGCAGAGACAAAUAAGACAUUCAUAACCAGAAAGUGUAAAGAGUGUGGCGCGACAGCCAUAUGGUGAUUCUGGGCUAUCUGUUUGUUUGAGCAAUGGCAGACAAGCGGAGUGUUCUGGAAACGUGUCCGUCACUGCACUAACGAGAAAAUGUGAUGGGGACUGUUGUACAGAUGUGGUAUUGUGUACCGGCGCCCACUCCAUACUUGCACAAAUUCUAAGUACUAAUAAGAACGUAAACUGAACAUUCUCAGUAAACUGCCGUUUUUAAAAAUGUAACGUUAGAUUUGACAUCACAAUUCACAUGAUUGAAUGUUAAAUACUGUACUACUGAUGGGUGAAUUAUAAAUCAAUACAAUACUAUGGCACAUGAAUUCUACUGAUGGUGUGAUGUGUGUUGGGAAUCUUUGGGAAUAGGGAGUUUUUGUUCACGUUUACAUGUUGUAUUUGCACUGGUAUCUCUUUAGUACUUGUCAUUCUUUAGAAGAAACGUCAAUUCUGUUCUUUUCAUCAAAACAUUUAUUUUUGAUUAAUGAAAUGUUACAAGAACUUUGAGCUGUGUAUUUUUUCAAUAAAAACGUCUUGAUGCUUAA